GUAUGUUUUUACGUCCCGUCGGAUUUCAUAAUGAGCGAAAAUACAGAACAACGAGUGUGCAUUAAAUUUUGCCAUAAACUGGGAAAAACGGCUACUGAAACCUACCAAAUGUUAUUGUUAGCUUAUGGAGAUGAAACCAUGUCCCGUGCUCGCGUUUUUGAAUGGUUUAAACGAUUUAAAGAGGGUAGAACAACUGUUGAAAGUGAUGAACGUGAAGGACGCCCAUCAACAAGCCGCAAUGAGGAAAUGAUACAAAAAAUACGAACAGCAAUACGAGUUCAAACCAUAUUGACGACUGAUUUAGACAUGAGAAGAGUUGCAGCCAAAUUUGUACCAAAACUGCUCUCAGGUGAGCAAAAAGAAAAUCGAAAACAGAUCGCCACUGAUUUGCUAGAGUGUUCCGAAUCUGAUGAUUUUUUUUUAAAAUCAAUUAUAACUGGUGACGAGACUUGGGUAUAUGGCUACGAUCCAGAAACAAAGGUACAAUCUUCGCAGUGGAAGACACCUGAUUCACCACGACCAAAAAAGCUCGUCAAGUUCGGAGUCAAGUGAAGGUCAUGUUGACCGU
Molecule: messenger RNA, 568 nt
Organism: Rhopalosiphum maidis (corn leaf aphid)
Lineage: Eukaryota; Metazoa; Arthropoda; Insecta; Hemiptera; Aphididae
Product: protein GVQW3-like
Exons: 2
Coding region: 31-552 (173 amino acids)
Molecular function (GO): nucleic acid binding
Source: RefSeq, a predicted model, not a curated record